AUGCACAGCACGUAUGUGGCCUACCAAAUGAAAUUUUGUACUCUUUUGAAUGGCUGUUUUGGACGCAGGUCAUAUACGUCCUAUUUUGUUUUGUUUCAUCUAGCUGCUCUUCAGGCUCUAAAACGCAAGAAGAGGUAUGAGAAGCAGCUUGCACAGAUAGAUGGCACGUUAUCAACAAUUGAGUUCCAGAGGGAAGCCCUUGAAAAUGCCAACACCAAUACGGAAGUGCUGAAGAAUAUGGGCUUGGCUGCUAAAGCUAUGAAAGCUGCUCACGACAACAUGGAUAUCGACAAAGUAGACGAAUUGAUGCAGGAUAUUGCAGAACAGCAGGAGCUGGCAGAUGAAAUUUCAACAGCUAUUUCAAAACCUGUAGGAUUUGGGGAAGACUUUGAUGAGGAUGAACUGAUGGCAGAAUUGGAGGUACUAGAACAGGAAGAAUUAGACAAAAACCUGCUGGAGAUCAGUGGUCCUGAGACAGUACCACUACCAAAUGUGCCCACAAUAUCAAUACCAUCAAAACCAGCCAAGAAGAAGGAAGAAGAAGAUGAUGAUGACAUGAAAGAGUUGGAAGCUUGGGCUGGAAACAUGUAGCCACAGGCUGGAAAAACAAAAUGGACUUUGGCCACCUGUUAUAGGUGCAUGUGUAGUGUGUUGGGGAGAAAACAUUAAGCAAAAUGUCUUUAUCUCUUUCAUUUUAACCAAAGCAGUGGGCGCUGCAUUGCUGCACUCUGCAUAGCAUGGUCUGCGCAAGAUAACGGGGUCAGGGAGAGCUGCCUUCAGUUGAUAAUGUUGAAUUUCUGUAAAAUAAAAUAUAUUUGCAAAAUCCAACAUUCAGCUUCCAGACUAUGCUAAUGCCACUGCUGUAUUUUCAUCUUCUAGGGUUUGGGGCGUAUUUAAUCGGAAUGGUCUGAAAUGCAGCCUGUCACUUUCAGUCAGUUGAACGUGCGUCUAGAAGUCUUGUAAGGCAUUUAAAAAGGAAAAGUCCUAAGCCAUCUUUGGCUCUUCAUGUUUAGGUGUAAGAAUGCGUUAGGUUUUUAGUUCUUUGCAAUCUGUAUUUAUUUUCAUUGACUUUGUGAUCACCGUUCUAUCACUGCACUGACCUACUCAUGGUUCCCAUUUUUAAUUAGUGAAAUGGAUUUGAAAUUGAUAAACACUACCUUGAAAAUAUGGGAGAGUUGCACUUAAAAUCCAGCUGUACAUUUUUUUCUACAUAGCAGUGCAGUGUUCAUUGCUAUUUGUGAUAACUGAUAACCCAUUCAGAUACAUGCACACAUCUAUUUUAAUUAAGAAGCUAUGGUUUGCACUGUAUUAAAUAUCAAUUAAUUUUCA
Messenger RNA from Pelodiscus sinensis (Chinese soft-shelled turtle), 1329 nucleotides. NCBI's taxonomy places the organism in Eukaryota, Metazoa, Chordata, Testudines, Trionychidae. The record is from RefSeq and is a predicted model, not a curated record.